AUGACGUUGUUGAGAGAUAUUUUCAUGGUGACAUUGGAUCCCAAUGAUUCUAAGGGAUAUACUUUCAUAGGAGACCUAGAAGAUGUGUCUGAGCUUAGCGGAGAUUCUGUUGAUAGCAUUUUAUUGUACCAAUUGACUGAAAAUGAAGGGCUUGAUGAGGGACCGGUGCAAUACUUGAAUUCGUGUUUCCAGCGCUGUCAACAGUUUAAGCGAAUUUCUAAGAAAAGCUUAAACGAGCAGCAAACGGCAAUUCUUCAGGAGAUAGAUAGGUUGAUAAUUGGAUAUGCGUUGGUUUGCUUUGAAGUGGAAGAAUUUGCGAUUAAGGGCUCUUUGGAACAAUACAUUGUUAACAUAUUGAGAGACUUGGACAAAUUUACGGAUUUGCUUCAAGCAAUGAUCAAUAGAGCCAUCCAAGAGGGAACCUUGUUUGAAUUUGCGGAAAGUUUCUUUAGGACGCUUCAAAGCCAUAUAAUGAAAUUAGAUUCUCAGGUCGGAUUUGAUAUGAGCGACUCCAGCAUUUAUAACAACAUUCUAACGUUGUUCGAGUUGUUCGUAUCCUUCAAGCCCAUGGCUAAUAUUUUCACGAGUUUGCCCGGCUUUUUCGCUGACCAUACAACAGAAGCAAAUCAGUUCGAAAAGGUGACGCUCAUGGGUCCAAUAUUGUCUCUUUCUCCUUUGCAAACCGCAGUCGCAUUAAAGAAUUAUAUAGACCCUGACACUCAGAGCCAGAAACAAACAAAUAUGAUCCAUACCUCUUUGCAAACAGAACACAAUGUUGUGUUGCAAAGGUUAUUCUUUAUCGUUGAUAAGAUCAUCCGGGCCUCUCAAGAAUCCAGAUCAGACCUUCUCACAUACUUCGGUCAUAUCGUUAAUAAGAACCACCUUCGCAGAGGUGAUCAUGCACAAGCCAAUAAGCUUGCCUCAAACGCGUUCAUGACAAAUAUUACAUUGAUAUUAAUCAAGUUCUCUUUGCCAUUCCUUGAUGUAUCCUACAAAAAAAUUGAUAAGAUUGAUGUUAACUACUUCAAUAACUUGAAUUUGUACAUCGACUUGAAUCAAGAGACAAGAAUGAACUCAGAUAUAAAGGAAGCUGAUGAGUUUUAUGAACAAAAUAAAAAAUCAGACCAAGAAGAGCCAAAUUUCAUCUCUCACUGCUUUUUCUUGACCUUGACAUAUUUGCAUUAUGGUAUGGGAGGUACAAUUCUCUUUGAUGAAAGAUAUGCGCCGGAGAUUACCAAAUUAAAGGAGCAUCUAACUCACCUAAGACAGGUUAUAAGCAACUCUCAAAACAGUAUGAUGGCAAGAUUUGGGGAGAUUCAACUAAAACAACUUGAGAAACGUUAUAAUCAUUUGUCAUCCAUUCAUUCUGCAUGCCAAGGCUUCUUCAGCAAUAAGACUCUGCACCUCGAGGUGUUUGACUUUAUAUCUGGCGCCAGUACAUUCUUAAUACGCGUAAUUGAUCCAUCUCAUCAAUAUCCGUUCCACACAAUUGAACUCCCCUUGAUUCCAGAUCAAAUUGGUGUUGAAAAUGUUGAUAAUGCAGAGUAUCUAAGAAAAAACGCACCUGUUCCAUUCAAAUAUUACCCAGAGUUUGUUAUUGAGGGACUGAUCAACUACUGUCAAUAUGUCACAAAGUAUGUUCAUAACCCCUUGUUCAAGAACCCAAGAUUACACUCCUAUAUCGAAUUAGCCACUGUCAUAUUACGUUGUCCAGAAUUAAUUUCCAACCCGCAUCUAAAGGGUAAAAUGGUUCAAGUUUUGAGCAUCGGUGCUAUGCCGAUGUCAGAUAAUACUCCAGGAUUUAUGAUGGAGAUCUUUGAGAAUAAUGAUAUAGUUUUGAAAAACUUAUUGUAUGGACUAUUAGACUUUUAUGUCAUUGUGGAGAAGACAGGCUCCUCUUCGCAGUUCUAUGAUAAGUUUAACGCUCGGUACAGCAUUUCCAUCAUUCUUGAAGCAUUAUACAAUAUCCCUCACUAUCGAAAGCAGUUACUGUGGCAAUCUCAAAAUAAUUCCGAUUUCUUCAUCAGAUUUGUCGCUAGAAUGUUGAACGAUCUAACGUUCUUGUUGGAUGAAGGUCUUUCAACAUUAGCAGAAGUUCACAAUUUACAACAUGAACUUGAAAAUAGAUCUAAGGGAUUACCACCUAGCCGUGAGGAAGAUACUCAAGAAUUACAAAGCAGACUAAAAUCUGCUGAAAGACAAGCUAAAUCUUCCUGUGGCUUAUCUGAAAAAUCAUUGGUGUUGUUUAAUAUAUUCACUAAUCAUAUCCCUGAAGCAUUUGCAUCUGCUGAAAUUGUAGAUAGACUAGCCGCCAUGCUAGAUUAUAAUUUGGAAAUGUUAGUAGGAUCCAAGUGUCGUGAAUUAAAAGUCAAGGAUCCUUCGAAAUACCAAUUUAAUCCAAAAACUCUUCUACAAACAUUAGCCACUAUUUACAUUAAUUUGGCCAAUGAACCUGACUUUGUGGCUGCUGUUGCUAGAGAUGGAAGAUCUUUCAACAAAGAACUUUUCAAAAAGGCAGUUCACAUCCUUUCUGUGAAGACAGGUCUCUUCUCUGAGGAGAAAUCUCGUAAAUUAUUAAACUUUGCUGAAGAGGCAGAUAAAAUGAGACUACAAGAAGAGCAGGAGGAUCUGGAGAUGAAUGAUGCUCCGGAUGAAUUCCUGGAUCCACUAAUGUAUACUAUCAUGAACGAUCCUGUUAUUCUUCCUACUUCUAAGGUGACUAUUGACAGGAGUACCAUUAAGGCACAUUUGCUCAGUGACUCUACUGACCCAUUUAAUAGAUCUCCCUUGAAGUUGGAAGAUGUUAUUCCAAACGAGGAACUUAAGAGAAGAAUUGCAGAAUUUAAAAAAUCAAAGCGUCUUAACAGAGACUAA
Kluyveromyces marxianus DMKU3-1042 is the source of this 2874-nucleotide messenger RNA. It is a transcript of the gene UFD2, whose product is annotated as ubiquitin-ubiquitin ligase UFD2. Gene Ontology annotation, molecular function: ubiquitin-ubiquitin ligase activity. Lineage: Eukaryota; Fungi; Ascomycota; Saccharomycetes; Saccharomycetales; Saccharomycetaceae. The record is from RefSeq and is a predicted model, not a curated record. Gene Ontology annotation, cellular component: cytoplasm; nucleus; ubiquitin ligase complex. The coding region runs from base 1 to 2874 and encodes 957 amino acids. Gene Ontology annotation, biological process: protein polyubiquitination. The transcript has a single exon.